AUAAAGACGAACUUAAUGACGGCGGAUAUGGUGGAGGAUACGGUUACGGAAAAAGAGAAACAGAAAAAGACCAAAUUGACGGAGGAUAUGGAUAUGGAGGAUAUGGUGGAGGAUACGGUUACGGAAAAAGAGAAACAGAGAAAGACCAAGCUGACGGUGGAUAUGGUGGAGGGUACGGGUACGGAAAAAGAGAAACAGAGAAAGAUCAAGCUGACGGCGGUUAUGGUGGAGGAUACGGUUACGGAAAAAGAGAAACAGAGAAAGACCAAGUUGACGGAGGAUAUGGAUAUGGUGGAGGAUACGGUUACGGAAAAAGAGAAAUAGAGAAAGACCAAGUUGACGGAGGAUAUGGAUAUGGAGGAUAUGGUGGAGGAUACGGUUACGGAAAAAGAGAA
Molecule: messenger RNA, 395 nt
Organism: Hydra vulgaris (swiftwater hydra)
Lineage: Eukaryota; Metazoa; Cnidaria; Hydrozoa; Anthoathecata; Hydridae
Source: RefSeq, a predicted model, not a curated record